CGACAGAUGUCAGAAUCUAGACGCUUUGUCAGUCCUCAUCCCUUUCCUUCAUAGAAGUCCCCGAAGAAGAAACGUUACAAGAAAAAAUCUUCAAACUGUUAAUUUUAUUAACUGAACAAUAUUCUUCAUCCAUCGUCUAAUUACACACACAUAUAUAUAUAGAGGGGGUUUGACGAGUGGUGAUCCCACUGUGUUUUUGAUUCUUUCAAUCUGAGGGUUUCGAAGAUGCUUUCGUUGCAGAGCGAUGCUCGCAAUUUCGAUCUUCUGCAGCUGCAGAAUCAGUCGCAGCUUUCCUUCAACGCUGUCGAUGAAUCUCUCGAUUUGAACUUGGACUCCUCGUCCAAAUUCAAACCUUUCAUCAAUGCCCCUCCUGAUUCUAUUGAAGAAGAAGAUGUCCAUUUGGGGCUUGCACAUCAGAUGUACAAGGCUGGCAAUUACAAACAAGCACUAGAUUGCAGCAAUGCCGUUUAUAAGAAAAACCCGCUUAGAACUGAUAAUCUUCUUCUUCUUGGUGCAAUUUAUUAUCAGCUGCAUGAUUUUGAUAUGUGCAUUGCCAAAAAUGAGGAAGCUCUAAGAAUAGAGCCAAAUUUUGCUGAAUGCUUUGGAAACAUGGCAAAUGCUUGGAAGGAGAAAGGCAAUAUUGAUCUUGCAAUUCGCUACUAUUUGAUUGCCAUUGAGCUUCGACCAAAUUUCUGUGAUGCUUGGUCAAACUUAGCCAGUGCAUAUAUGAGAAAAGGAAGACUUAAUGAGGCAGCCCAAUGUUGUCGUCAGGCGCUUUUAUUAAAUCCUCUUUUGGUUGAUGCUCAUAGCAACCUUGGGAAUUUGAUGAAAACACAAGGCUUGGUCCAAGAAGCUUACAGUUGCUACCUCGAGGCUUUACAUAUACAACCAACUUUUGCUAUUGCAUGGUCAAACAUUGCUGGUCUUUUCAUGGAGUCCGGUGAUCUUAACAGAGCCCUUCAAUAUUAUAAGGAAGCAGUAAAACUUAAACCCACAUUUCCUGAUGCUUACCUAAACCUUGGGAAUGCUUAUAAGGCUUCAGGAAUGCCUCAAGAGGCUAUUGUUUGUUAUCAGCGUGCUCUUGAGACUCGGCCAGACUACGCAAUGGCUUUUGGUAGUUUAGCGAGUAUAUAUUAUGAGCAAGGCCAGAUGGAUUCGGCCAUCCUCCAUUACAAGCAAGCCAUUUCAUGUGAUCCCAGAUUUUUGGAGGCAUACAAUAAUUUGGGUAAUGCACUGAAAGAUGCGGGCAGAGUAGAUGAAGCAAUCCAAUGCUAUCAUCAAUGUCUUUCAUUACAACCAAACCACCCGCAAGCACUUACUAACCUUGGGAACAUUUAUAUGGAAUGGAAUAUGAUGACUGCUGCUGCUACAUAUUACAAGGCAACAUUUGCCGUGACAACAGGGUUGUCUGCUCCUUUCAGCAAUCUAGCAUUAAUUUAUAAACAGCAGGGAAACUAUGCUGAUGCCAUAACUUGCUAUAAUGAAGUUCUCCGCAUCGAUCCAUUGGCAGCUGAUGGGCUUGUCAAUCGGGGAAACACCCUCAAAGAGAUUGGUAGAGUAAGUGAGGCAAUUCAGGACUACGUACGUGCAAUUACCAUCCGGCCAACAAUGGCUGAAGCACAUGCCAAUCUCGCUUCAGCUUAUAAAGACAGUGGACAUGUGGAGGUGGCUAUAAAAAGUUAUACACAGGCAUUGCUUUUACGCCCUGACUUUCCUGAAGCAACGUGUAACCUUCUGCACACACUACAGUGUGUCUGCAGUUGGGACAAACGAGAGCAGUUGUUCACUGAAGUUGAAGGGAUUAUCAGGAGACAGAUUAAGAUGUCAGUUCUUCCUAGUGUGCAACCUUUUCAUGCAAUUGCAUAUCCGAUUGAUCCAGUACUUGCUCUUGAAAUUAGCUGUAAAUAUGCAGAGCACUGCUCCUUCAUUGCAUCCCGUUUUGCACUUCCUCCGUUCAGUCAUCCCACCCCAAUACCCAUAAAGAGUGAAGGUGGAAAUCAGAGACUUAGGGUUGGAUAUGUUAGCAGUGACUUUGGUAAUCACCCCUUGUCACACCUUAUGGGGUCUGUAUUUGGCAUGCACAACAACGAAAAUAUUGAGGUUUUCUGUUAUGCUUUGAGUCCGAAUGAUGGCACUGAGUGGAGGCAGCGUAUCCAGACUGAAGCUGAGCACUUUGUAGAUGUCUCUGCCAUGACAGCAGAUAUGAUUGCCAAAUUGAUAAAUGAAAAUAAUAUACAGAUCCUAGUCAAUCUUAAUGGUUACACCAAGGGGGCCAGAAAUGAAAUAUUUGCUAUGAAGCCUGCACCUAUUCAGGUUUCAUACAUGGGGUUCCCUGGGACCACUGGGGCAGCUUUCAUAGAUUACUUGGUCACUGAUGAGUUUGUUUCACCUUUGCAUUCUGCGCAUAUUUACUCUGAAAAGCUUGUCCAUCUUCCACACUGCUAUUUUGUAAAUGACUAUAAACAGAAAAAUCUGGAUGUGUUAGAUCCGAACUGCGAUCACAAGCGAUCUGAUUAUGGUCUGCCUGAAGAUAAAUUUAUUUUUGCAUGCUUCAACCAGCUGUACAAGAUGGACCCUGAAAUCCUCGAUACUUGGUGCAAUAUACUUAAACGGGUACCCAAUAGUGCAAUUUGGCUUCUCAGAUUCCCGGCUGCAGGCGAAAUGAGACUUCGUGCAUAUGCUUUUGCACGGGGGGUACAGACAGAACAAAUUAUUUUCACAGAUGUUGCCAUGAAAAGUGAGCAUAUCAGACGGAGUGCUUUAGCUGAUCUAUUCUUGGACACGCCUCUAUGCAAUGCGCACACCACUGGAACAGAUAUUCUAUGGGCUGGUUUACCAAUGGUGACACUGCCCCUUGAGAAAAUGGCUACCAGAGUUGCUGGCUCACUAUGUCUUGCCACUGGAGUGGGGGAAGAUAUGAUUGUUACCAGUUCCACAGGAGCACCAUUGGAUAAGCUUCGAUUGAUCGAUGUGUCGAUGAUGCUUUCAGGAUUUCAAACCUUCAGCUCUGUCAUCCCACCAAUUGAUCGACCAUUUGAUCCAUACUUUGGGACCUUACUCGAUGGUAUGAAGGAAUAUGAAGAGAAGGCAGUGUCUUUGGCGCUGAAUCGCCCAAAGCUCCAGGCUCUUACAAGCAAACUAAAGGCAGCCCGUUUGAGUUGUCCCCUAUUCGACACUACACGCUGGGUGAUGAAUCUGGACAGGGCUUACUUCAAGAUGUGGAAUCUUCAUUGCUCAGGCCAGUGUCCCCAGCAUUUCAAGGUUACCGAAAAUGACGCGGACUUCCCUUAUGACAGAUAGGAAGAAAUAGAGGAGAUUGGUUUGUACAUAAAAAGGAAGAGAAAUUUGUAUCAAUGUUAUACUUGCGAGGUUUGUUAGUUACUCAAAUGAUGAAUUGUGAUGUGUGUAUGAAUAUAUUGCUUCAAUAGAACUGUUUUUAUUAUUAUUAA
Molecule: messenger RNA, 3449 nt
Organism: Cornus florida
Lineage: Eukaryota; Viridiplantae; Streptophyta; Magnoliopsida; Cornales; Cornaceae
Product: probable UDP-N-acetylglucosamine--peptide N-acetylglucosaminyltransferase SEC
Exons: 29
Coding region: 226-3300 (1024 amino acids)
Biological process (GO): protein O-linked glycosylation
Molecular function (GO): protein N-acetylglucosaminyltransferase activity; protein binding
Source: RefSeq, a predicted model, not a curated record